AGAGGCGGCGGCGGCGCCUGAGCGCGGGGUGCGCGGCGGGAGAGGGGGCGACAGAGGCGCGGGGGGCCCGCUCCCCGCCGCACCCUCGGAGCCGCUGUCCCCGCUACCGACUGGUUAUUCUGGAGACGCGAGAGGAAACGAGGGAGCGCGAAGGAGGAGGAGGAGGAGGGAGGAAAAGGGAAAAAAAAAAGGGUGGGGGUGGGCAGCGUUUAAAUCCCUUCCCCCCGCUCCUCGCCGCCUCCAUUCCUCCCUUCAUUCGACCUCCCCUCCGGAGCCGCCGCAGGAACCUGUUGUGCUGCUGGUGCAAGCUCCGUUUCCAGAGGAACUGCUCUUGCCUGUCUCACCUCCCCCGGAGCCGCCGAAGGGGGGUGCGGAGUGUUAAAAAUUUAUGUUUUCAUCAAAUCGGGUCAAGGAGAAUGGGGGUCCUGCACUCAAAAGAAUGAAGACACGACAGAACAAGGACUCGAUGUCAAUGCGGAGUGGACGGAAGAAAGAGACUCCAGGGCCCCGAGAGGAGCUCAGGUCACGGGGUCGAGCUUCCCCAGGGGGCGUCAGCACCUCUAGCAGCGAUGGCAAAGCUGAGAAAUCCCGGCAAGCAACGAAGAAAGGCCGGGUGGAGGAAUCCUGCACACCCAAGGGCAGCAAGCAAGGCCAAACAGAAGAAAUCUCAGAGAGUGAAGGAGAGGACACCAACGCUCCCAAAAAACCCAAAACCGAGGAGCUACCCUGCCCUCCAUCCCCAUCUGAUGUUGACAGCCUUGAUGGCCACAGCUUCAAUGAUGAGAUGAGCAGUGACCCACGGGACAUUGACCAGGAUAACAGGAGCACCUCACCCAGUGUCUACAGCCCGGGCAGUGUGGAGAAUGACUCCGACUCCUCCUCUGUGCUGUCCCAGGGGCCGUCUCACUCCUACCACCACCCUCCGCUCUUCCCCCAGAGCCCGCCAGUAGCUCCCCCUCCCGACAGCCUGGCGCGGCCCCCUGAGCCCAACUUUGGGCUCCCAGGCGAGGUGCACCCUCAGGGACCUCCGGCAGGGAGCUACCACUCCCAGCUGGAGGGACAGGCCUCCCGAAUUUUCCAGCCUCAAGCCCCACAGACACCUGCCUCCUCCUCCUCUGCUGUUGCUGUCCCUCCUGCUCCCCCUUCCUCUUCCUCCUCCUCCUCCUCUUCCUCCUCUUCCUCCUCCUCCUCCUCCACCCACGCUCCUCUUUACCCUACGGCCAAUAUGGUCCAGGUUGGGGCGAAAAUUGCCAGCGGAGUGGGGGGGCUCCCAGCACCAGGAGGUCGUGAGCAGACCCUCAGCACCAAGCACAAUCCACCACCCACAACCCCCAUCUCGCUCGCAUCGGUGGUAGGGGGGCUCCCCCCACAAAAGACACCCCCAGCUAACCCACCGGCCGCUCCCCCAGCUUCAGCUCCUUCCUUUCCCCAUGUCUCUGCCAACCUGCCUCCCCCCCCGGCCCUGCGCCCGCUCAACAACACGGUGGCUGCCUCUAGCUCCCCAGGGAUGGUGGGGCAGGCCCUCAGCGGCCACCUUCCCUCACCUCAUGGGAUGGGGCAGGACAAAGCACCGGCCCUGGCCCCCUCCCGCUACCCCUAUGCCCCACCUCCGCUGCCACCCUCCAGCUCCUCGGCCCAGUACCCCCAGCCCUCGCCAACCCAGCCCCUACCCAGUUAUAGCGCAUCAUACGGCCACUCCUUCCCACCCCCCAGCAGCCUCUCUGUGUCCAGCCAGCCCCCAAAGUACACCCAGCCCUCGCUGCCCUCGCAGCCCGUCUGGAGCCAGGGACCACCCCCUUACAGCCGUCCCUUGGGCAAUGCCGGCUCCCAUCCCGCUGCCCCCUUCCCCGGUCAGCCCCCUCAUCACCAGCAGCCCCCGCAGCAGCACCACCACGGCCAUGGAAGUAGCAGCGGAGGGGUGUCCCCGGCAGCCGCGGCUCCCCCGCAGCCCCCUGGGGGUUACUCCCAUAGCCUGGAGUCCAACAGCCAUCACCCUUCCCACGCGGCCUAUGGGCUGCGCCUCUAUCCUCCCCACAGCCAGGCUGCUUACAGCCAGGCUCCCUCAGCUGCUGCUGCAGCCCCCUCUUCUUCUGCCUCCUCCUCCUCCUCCUCUUCUUCCUCUUCCUCCUCCUCUGCCACCUCUUCCCAGGGAAGCUACCCCAGCAUGUGCAGUCACCCCCCAGGGCAGAGUCCAGCCACCUACACCUUCCCCCCACCGCCACCCCCUUCUCCUGCCCAUGGGGCUGGCCCUCCGGUCACCUCCGCGGCCACCACCCUCUCCACAGUCAUCGCCACCAUGGCCUCCCCCUCCACGGCCCCCUACAAGACCGUCUCUCCCCCAGUUCCCCCCUCAGCUGUCACCCCCUACGGAAAGCGGGCAGCAUCCCCUGUCCCCACCUUCCAGCCCCCGGCCCCCUACAAGCCAGGAUCCCCCCCAGCUUCCUCGGCGGCCACUUUCCGGGCAGCCACUCCUCCUGGCUACCGGGUGGCCUCUUCCCCUGUGGCAGGGGGCUACAAAGCAUCCUCGCCUGCUCCCUCCUCCCAGCCACCCCUGCCAGGGAGCAUGGCUGCUCCAGCUCCCCCACCACCCCCACUCCCCCUCAGUGCUGCACAGAUCAAGCAGGAGCCUUUGGAGGAGUAUGAGCCCCCUGAGAGCCCUGUGCCACCUGCUCGCAGCCCCUCGCCUGCCCCCAAGGUGGUGGAUGUGCCGAGCCAUGCCAGCCAGUCAGCCAGAUUCAACAAACACCUAGACCGUGGCUUCAACUCCUGCUCCCGCACGGAUCUGUACUUUGUGCCCCUCGAUGGCUCUAAGCUGGCCAAGAAAAGAGCAGACUUGGUGGAGAAAGUGCGGCGAGAGGCUGAACAGAAGGCGCGGGAAGAGAAGGAGCGGGAACGGGAGCGGGAGCGAGAGAAGGAGCGGGAGCGGGAGAAGGAGCGGGAGCUGGAGAGGAGUGUGAAGAUGGCCCAGGAAGGCCGGCCGGUUGAGUGCUCGUCCCUCGGGCCGGUUCCCCACCGCCCCUCCUUUGAGCAGGGCAGUGCGGUAGCAACCGUCCCGCCAUACCUGGGCCCUGACACGCCGGCUCUACGCACCCUCAGCGAAUACGCACGGCCCCACGUCAUGUCUCCCAGCAACCGCAACCACCCUUUCUAUGUGCCACUGGGCGCCGUGGACCCCAGCUUGCUGGGGUACAACGUGCCAGCCAUCUACAGCAGCGAUCCGGCAACGCGGGAGAGAGAGCUGAGGGAGCGGGAAGCCCGUGAGCGAGACCUGAGGGACCGGGAUCUGCGUGAGCGUCUGAAGCCCGGCUUCGAAGUCAAGCCGGCUGAGUUGGAGCAGCUCCACGCCGUGCCGACUGCCGCCAUGGAUCCCUUCCCACGCCACGGCGGGUUGAGUCUGCAGACGGCCCCUGGCCUUCAUCCCGCUUUUCCUUUCCACCCAGGGCUGGGCCACUUGGAGCGGGAGAGGCUGGCGCUGGCAGCCGGCCCAACCCUUCGUCCUGACAUGUCCUAUGCCGAGCGCUUGGCGGCUGAGCGCCAGCACGCCGAGCGGGUGGCUGCUCUCAGCAACGACCCUCUGGCCCGGCUGCAGAUGCUUAACGUGACGCCUCAUCAUCAUCAGCAUUCCCACAUCCACUCCCACCUCCAUCUCCACCAGCAGGAUGCUAUACACGCGGCCUCAGCCUCUGUUCACCCUCUUAUUGACCCACUUGCCUCGGGAUCACAUCUCACUCGGAUACCAUACCCAGCUGGAACCAUCCCCAACCCACUCCUGCCUCACCCGCUACAUGAGAAUGAAGUGUUGCGCCAUCAGCUUUUCGCUGCACCCUACAGGGACCUGCCGGGCUCUCUGUCAGCACCCAUGUCGGCAGCACAUCAGCUGCAGGCCAUGCACGCACAGUCAGCUGAGCUGCAGCGCCUGGCUCUGGAGCAGCAGCAGUGGCUGCAUGCCCACCACCCCCUGCACGGCGUGCCGCUCCCCACGCAGGAGGACUACUACAGCCACCUGAAGAAAGAAAGCGACAAACCCCUUUAAAUGGACUCCUACUGUCAACGUGACAUCAUCAUGUCUUUCUCUCAAGAGGAGCAAUCAAUCAACCAAAUCCUGGGGGAGGGGAAGCUGUGGAGUGACACAUCCUGAUCACACCAUGCAGUAGAAUGCAAGAAAAGAGGGACAAAAAGUACAGGAUGGUAUCCUGGGAGGAGAAAGCGGAGGAGAGAAAAUUGGGAGGGACUGAAACAACACUAAGGGACACGAAACAAUCAGUACAAGGUUUCAGCAGGGCUCUGAGGAAAACAGAAUCAGCAUUGCGCAGAGCUCAAAAAGAAAGACUGGUGUGAGUUCAGGGUGGCAGCAGCUCCGUCCUUUGUUUUGAGGGAAGAGUUAUAUCAAAAGCGCAGGGCGUUAAUGGACUUUGCGUAUAUGAUGCCGCUGCAUUUUCUGCUUCUGGGAGGAAGAGGAGGAGGUGCAGCCAAGAAGUAACUCAAAACCCACCAGAGCCUUUUUUCAAGAUGCCUCCUUCUCUCCUCUCCUCUCUCCUCUCCUCUCCUGCCCUCCUUUAGGUGUAAGAUAUGGAAUGAUACGGAAGGCCAACAUGGAACUUUUUCAGAUUAGCCAGAGUGGUUUCCCAUUCUGUAGAUUCCCUUCAGAUGCCAAUGAAGUGUCUGUCACGGGACCCCUUCACUGGCGGCUGCUCCUGCCAGCAGAGGGACUGAUCCCAGCCAUCCGGGUGCAAAGCACGCAGGACUGUCUGCGAGAUGGUGGCUGUGCUUUCCUGCAGCUGACAGGCACGGGCAGGGACACAGGCACAGCCAGGAGGUGCAAAGCACCAGGAGACUUUCCAAGACUGCAAUUGCCACCCGCUCCCGCCUCUUUAUGCCCUGUGGGGAGAGCUGAUCUGGUCAAGAGGUACUGAGUCUUGGGACUGUCUUAAAGAUGUCAGCUGCCCCUUUCCCCUCACCCAUUCUAAUUGAUGUAUUUUAACUCAUGCACAUCCUAUUAGACGUGGCAGUUUUAUGUAGCAACUUGUGACUCCCUUGCCCCUGUGUGCGUGUCUGAUUUCACAGUUGUAUCUCUGAAUUGGUCCCCAUAUAUAUAUUUACUUAACCAUUAAAAGGAAAAAAAAAAAACCCCAAACCAACCAACAACCAACCUAUGGAGAAACACCCAAAUAAAGUUCCCCACGCACUCCCAGCCCCGACACACAUUCUAAUAAUUUAUAUAUAUAAAUAUAUAUAUGAAGCUCUUAAAAAAAAACCCAACCAAAAAAACAACAACAAAAAAAUCC
Messenger RNA from Colius striatus (speckled mousebird), 5285 nucleotides. It is a transcript of the gene ATN1, whose product is annotated as atrophin 1. Lineage: Eukaryota; Metazoa; Chordata; Aves; Coliiformes; Coliidae. The record is from RefSeq and is a predicted model, not a curated record. Gene Ontology annotation, cellular component: nucleus. The transcript has 10 exons. The coding region runs from base 389 to 4033 and encodes 1214 amino acids. Gene Ontology annotation, molecular function: transcription corepressor activity.